Molecule: messenger RNA, 3800 nt
Organism: Salmo salar (Atlantic salmon)
Lineage: Eukaryota; Metazoa; Chordata; Actinopteri; Salmoniformes; Salmonidae
Product: adapter molecule crk
Biological process (GO): cell migration; enzyme-linked receptor protein signaling pathway
Cellular component (GO): cytoplasm
Molecular function (GO): receptor tyrosine kinase binding; signaling adaptor activity
Source: RefSeq, a predicted model, not a curated record
CAGGGGGAUGAAGUCAACCUUUACCCCAAGAUCCGCCAUUUCAGCCCCUGAGUUUUACGUUGCAAAUUACUACAGAGAUUUCUUUUAAAACGCCUUGAUAAAUAAAUUAUAUAUUUCUGGUUGCAACAAUUCAUUCUUAAAGGGGGGGGACAGUAUUGUUUUGUGGGAGUCGGUUACAUGUAUAUAAAUAUAACGGUUUAAAGCGGUAUCAAUGCCGUGUAUUUUCCCGGAGCGUGUUAUACAUAGCUAAAGUUGUAUGAGUUGAAUCCUAGUUGUGGACAGGGAGAGGAAAGGGGAAGGCCUCGGAGUGGAUUUACAGUCAUGGCCGGGAAUUUUGAUGCGGAGGAUCGUGCUAGCUGGUACUGGGGAAGGUUGAGCCGACAGGAUACGGUUUUCCUCUUGCAGGGUCAGAGACAUGGCGUGUUUCUCGUAAGGGACUCUAUUACCAGUCCCGGGGACUACGUGCUAUCCGUCUCAGAGAACUCAAAAGUAUCACAUUAUAUAAUCAACAGCAUCAGCAACAACCGGCAAUCUGGAUCAGGUUUGGCCCCUCCGCGGUUCCGCAUCGGGGACCAGGAGUUUGACGCCCUGCCCAUCCUUCUGGAGUUCUACAAGAUCCACUACCUGGACACCACCACACUGAUCGAGCCCAUCAGCAAGGCCAAGCACACGAGCUUGGCGAGCUGUGCUGCCACCGCCCCUCCCACUGCAUCGGGCAGCGCCCCGCAGGAGGCAGAGUUUGUUCGCGCCCUCUUCGACUUCCCAGGCAACGACGAGGAGGACCUGCCCUUCCGCAAGGGUGACGUGCUGCGUGUGCUGGAGAAGCCUGAGGAGCAGUGGUGGAACGCGGCUAACCAGGAGUGCCGCGCCGGCAUGAUCCCCGUACCCUAUGUAGAGAAGUACCGGCCCGCCUCACCCACCUCGGUGGCGGGGGGGCCCGGAGGUGCGGGAGGGCCGUCGGGUGUUGGGGGCAGCACUACGGAUGGAGCAGCGCCCCAGCUGCCCCCGCCUCUGGGAGAGCCAGGCCAGUAUGCCCAGCCCAUGGUCAACACUCCCCUGCCAAACCUGCAGAACGGGCCCGUCUAUGCCCGCGCCAUUCAGAAAAGGGUGCCCAACGCCUACGACAAGACGGCCCUCGCCUUGGAGGUCGGAGACAUGGUGAAAGUGACCGAGAUCAACGUGAACGGCCAGUGGGAGGGCGAGUGCAAGGGCAAGCGCGGCCACUUUCCCUUUACGCAUGUCCGGCUGCUGGACCACCAGCACUCCGAGGACGAGAGCUGAGACACACACACACUUACACAGACACACUUCACAUAAAUCCAAUCCAUUCCUCCUCUGUGAUUUUCACCUACGAUCGAAAAGAACAUGAUAUACGGACUGGAGUGGUCAGAAGUUGCAACUCAUCCGCUGUUGUUGCCAAUGUGUGAGAGAGAAUUUAUUUAGAUGAAGUUCUCACUCUCACACACACACGGAAUAUAAUUUACACUUCUACCCCAGUAUUGAAGUCCUGAUACACUACACACACACAGCAGAGUUUACGCCCCCUCUCCCAUGUUUGGCAAGAAAUCGUCCUUUACACACGCAUUUGCCCGCACACACACACAUGCCCGCACACAGACCAGACGCUGGUGUAUAUGUGGCUUCUCGCACAGACUCAUGGAUCACCCUUUUGUAGUACAGGACAGUGAAUCUGGGACCUAGAAGAGAAGUGGCCAUACUGACUCCUGAUUGACUCCCUCUUGUGGAGAAGGACGCUAACUGCGACUGAAACCGACCAUUGCUGCACUCCACAGAUAGGACAAGUUACCACAGGACACCCAGCACAGGGGCCCUAACCAAGCCCCUCUGCUAAAAACUCCACACUACGAACCCCCAAGUCCUCUUUUUGUACUGAAAUUAAAUGGAAAAUAUGACGUGACACCAUUACAUACUAAAUAUUAUGUUAAAUGUUUUUUUUUGUGUGUUUUUUUUACCCUGUGCAUGAUCAGACCCUCGCCGCCCUGUGUGAUCACUGACUUUCUAAAAUGCUAUGAUGACUGUGUCUUGUCUGUGUCUGGGGAGUAAGUGGAGACAUUCCUUAGGACUGUAAAGUAUGGGGCCUUUGUCCAGUCCACCUCAUUGUUGUGAGAUAUACAAUGGCCAGACAACGGCUUAGUUUAUAAAUAUACCAAACGGAUAUAUUUGUACUCUCUCUCCUCUUACUUUGGUCUGCCCCGGUCCCCUCCUUUCCCAUCCUCUUGAUCUCCUCCUCCUGUCUCCCGGCCUCCCCCAUGCCAAAGACACUAGAUACACCUGCUGAGUAUGUGUUACUGUAUACAAAGGCCUUUUUGGCAGGUGGAAUGUGUCAACAUAUUUAAAAUGAUUCAGAACCUCACAUGGUCACAAUCAACACAAAGCCACAGCGUUAAUCCUUUGGUCUCUCCCCUCGUUUCCCUCCCAUGCGGACUGUAACAAACACAGUACAUACACGUUUUUAGAUGUACUAAAUUCAUUUCUGCUCGCUUCGUUUCAACUGGGAGCUCCGAGUUAGGUCUGGGUUGAGUUUGGUAAGGCACAGAGUUUAAAGUUUUUGUAACAGAAAACAAUAAUGAAAUGUUUCUUAUUGGACAGGUUCAGGUUGUACCUCCCCGUUUCAAAAUGUCUCUCUCCUCCCGACUGAACACAACCAUAGUCAUUUCCCUAGAGUCUCUCCCUUGGUGCCAAUCUGUCACCCUCACCCAGUACCUACCCUCUGGGCUCAGCUAUGAUACACAAAGCCACUGACAUGCCAGAUGCUAAACGUCAUCAUAUGCCGAUGACACCACAUUGCUAAAGGACUGUGGGUGAAAGGCACAUAGUCACUGGCCAAUCAUAGUAACAUGGGUGGGUGUGUGGACCAAUCGUAGGCAUAUGGGAGCGUUUUAGGCCAAUCGUUGUCAUUUAGGAGAGCCUGUUGAUUUGUCCCCUCUACCUCGUGUCUGAAAUGUUUUAAUUUAUAUAGAUUUUUUUCCCUCAGAAAUAUGAAAAUAACUGAUCUGAAGUGCAAUGCUCAGUUCAUCAGUAUUUUUGUGGAAAUGUUUUUUUUUGUUUCAAGGAGCAAUUAUAGCCAAAACACACUUUCCUUACUCCCUCAACUAUAUCCUGUGGUAUUUUGUAAAUAUGUGCUGGGAAUUAGCCUGCUAGGUGCACAAGUUUCACAAGAGCGCAAGAACCCCCCUUCCAACUAAAGGGUCUAAUGAAGCUGCAAGGCUUUAUAAUAACACUAAGUAAGCGUUAGACUAUUAACAACCCUGUGUAGAUGUUUGUUAAAGUUUAAAGACAAUAUGGCUGCUCUAUUGAAAGCAACACUGAGGGCAACCUGCAUAACUUGCGUUGACUGCAGCAGCAUUGUAUUUAUGAGACAAUGAAGAGUAAUGUCUAAUGGUUUUAUGCUCUGUGAUAUAAACUGAGGUCAGUGACGGGAGGAGUAGUAUGGCAAGAGGGUUAUUGCACUAUGACUUACUACAGAAAGCACCAGUGUUGUGUUCAUUAGGGUACAAUGUAGCAAAAUGUUUUGCAAUGGGGGGAAUCAGCGUUCUUAUUGGUCAAGUUCAGGUAGUACCUCCCAGUUUCACUCUUAAUGUUUUCUCCCUACUGAACAAGACCGGGGUCACUGCUAGAACCAACAACCCUUGUCACCCCUGUGUAAAAAUAUUUCAAAUCGUUUUGUGAAUUUGAAAUUAUGCAAUCUGUAAUUAGCAAUGACCGAGAAAGACUUGCACAAAUGAAUGAAUGUGACUGAAACUCAAACUGAAAAUGUGACAUUAAACUGCAUGACAGUU